CCAGGGUGUUUAUCAUACGGGGAUAUGGAGGCGUGAGCUGGCUGCGGCGCCAUAAUAGGGGAGAAACAAACGAACUUAACAACCGUUUUGCGCGCUUUCUUCUCGCUGGCAUUGCAACCCACUGGCUAAACUCGCCGCCGUUGCUCUCAAAUCAAAUCGUUCUUCCAAUUCUUCUUCUCCCCCGUGAUUCGAUCGAUUGAUUUGUGCUUAGUAUGCUGGAUUAAGCAAGUAGCCAUUCUUUUCCUCAGUAGAAAAAAUGGGGUUUCCGGCCUCUCUUGCUAUUGUCCUAAUCGGAAUCGUCUUCUUCGCCUCCGGCCUCGUCGUCAAUCUUGUGCAGGCAGUUACAUUUCUCCUUUUCCGUCCAUUCUCCAAGGGAUUGUAUAGAAGGAUUAACAAAGUGGUGGCGGAAAUGUUGUGGUUGGAACUCAUAUGGCUGGUUGACUGGUGGGCUAAUUUGAAGGUUGAAGUAUAUGCAGAUGAUGAGACCUUUAACUUGCUGGGUAAAGAACGUGCCAUGCUCCUUUCCAAUCACAGGAGUGAUGUUGACUGGCUAAUUGGAUGGGUCCUUGCUGAGCGCUCAGGUUGCCUUGGUAGUUCACUAGCCCUCAUGAAGAGAGAAAAUAAAUGGCUUCCUAUAAUAGGCUGGUCAAUGUGGUUUUCGGAUUAUGUGUUUCUGACGAGAAGCUGGGACAAGGACGAAAGCACAUUGAAGUCGGGUUUUGAAAGGCUGGUGGAUUUUCCCAUGCCUUUUUGGCUAGCUGUUUUUGCAGAAGGAACUCGGUUUACUCAGGCAAAGCUAGAAGCAGCUCAGGAAUUCGCUGCUGCAAAGGGCUUACCAAUUCCUAGAAAUGUUCUGAUUCCCCGUACCAAGGGUUUUGUAUCAGCUGAUUCCGUGAUAAAUGUUAAAAUUAAGCGACAUCCAAUGCACGAACUUCCUGAAACAGCAGAUGGCAUUUCUCAAUGGUGCAAAGAUCUCUUCAUUGCCAAGGAUGCUGCUCUGGAUAAGUUUCUUGUCAAGGACACCUUCAGCGAACGAAAGCAUGACAUCGGGCGACCUAAGAAGUCACUAUGUGUUGCUAUUGUUUGGUCGACUCUUCUAGUCUGGGCCAUUGCCAGUUUGUUCCAGUGGCUUUCGCACCUAGGCUCGUGGGUAGUCAUUGCAAUCUUGGUUACUUUACUCGUAAUCAUCAUGAUCGGAAUGCACAUUCUCAUCCAGUCCUCGGAGUCGGAGCACUCUACACGCGCACGAAAUGUGACAGUAGUCUGUGAUGGAGUGCAGGAUAGACUCAUUCAGACGUGAAAUAGCUCUGGGCAAGAAAAAGACUUCUGCUUUUUAGUAAAUGUUGUCCAUUGUAGUCUUGUUUCAGUCAAGUCAUAUGGUUAAAUCUUGAACAGCUCAAUGAAAAUUCAGCUAUGGG
Molecule: messenger RNA, 1418 nt
Organism: Linum trigynum
Lineage: Eukaryota; Viridiplantae; Streptophyta; Magnoliopsida; Malpighiales; Linaceae
Source: the annotation of a GenBank genome assembly